Molecule: messenger RNA, 9169 nt
Organism: Varroa destructor (honeybee mite)
Lineage: Eukaryota; Metazoa; Arthropoda; Arachnida; Mesostigmata; Varroidae
Product: small subunit processome component 20 homolog
Cellular component (GO): nucleolus; small-subunit processome; 90S preribosome
Source: RefSeq, a predicted model, not a curated record
UCGGAGAGCCUGCUCCAAAGAAAAUGGAUAUAUUCUAAAACGUGAAUACAAAUGACUAUUCUAUUUCCGCAUAGCGUAGAAUCCGGGUUCAGAAAUUGUGACCGUGUUAAACGUAAGGGUACCUAGCGCUGAACCUGCGAAGUCUACUGUAGCCUUUUCGAGUGUCAGCAAAUUAAGGAAAACUGAUCAUGGGUCGUGAGGAACUCCGGUUCAGGUCAUUUUCGGAACGUGUAGCAUCCAUUAGUAUCGAUGUUAUUCACCGCAUUAAUCGGGAUCAACAAUAUAUUGUCGGCGCUACGGAAACACACUUUAAGGCUUCUCUCGACAAAUGGCUCGAGCUAAACUGCACACAAAAGUUUACUGAACUGGUAAAUUUUGUUGGACCAGACGUCUACUCAUUACCUCACCUUCUGCAUGCCAAGGAUGGGAUUUUUAAAGUCCUGCAACAACAGCUGGGAGAAGAAAAGUCACCCUCCCUCGAGGCCAACUUAGAACUAGUGGUCGCACUGGCAAGAGACCUUCAAGAUCAAUUUUAUCCAGAAUUUGCAACAUUUUUCACAGUUAUUACGUCAACUCACCUUCAACAAAGAGAUGCCGAUGUGCUCGAAAAGGUGUUCACUUGUCUAGCCUAUCUUUUCAAAUUCCAAUGGCGGUUUAUGGUAGAGGAUAUUGAAUCCGUGUUCGACCUUUACAAACCACUGCUUUCGGAACGGCACCAGGAUCAUACUAAAGCGUUCGCAGCCGAAAGCUUCGCUUUUCUAUUGCGUAAGGUAGCUGAUAAAAAAUAUCUAUUAAAUAUCAUCUUUGGUCAUGCAGAUCGGGACUCAAGCUUGGCCCGGGGCUUGGGUGUCCUCUUCUUUGAAGUGUUAAAGGGUGUCAAGACACGAGUUCAUUCUUGUGCUGAGCAGAUGUUCCCCCUAAUCAUGCAGAGGCUAGCUCAUCGAAGCGGUGAUUCGACAGAUACACGACUCAUUGUUAUCCGGACUAUGUUGGAGCUACUUUGCAACCACCUUACGCCGGACUAUAGCCAGUUUUUAUGGAAGACCCUAAAGGAAUGUCUCCUGUCUUCGGGCGAUUUAACUCCGUCACAUUUUGCAGCACUUUGCCAGUGCUAUGGAGAGGUCAUUUCAUUUAAAGACGGCAAAUUAGCGAGCCUUAAUCCUGACGAUAUAUGCAAUACAUUUGCGAAGGCGUUCUCUCAAUGUCCGGAGGAAGCGUUCCCGCAUUUGCUUGAUGCAAGUGCUCUUGCACUAACAGUUUGUGAGGAAAGAGGUGCCAAGGAGAUUUUUGUAUCGAACGUGCUGGAAGCUUUUAGUGUAUCAGAGCAAAUCGUUGAAGAGGAUGCUCUGUUAAAGUUUAUGGACAACCUGGCGAAGCUCAACUGCUUUCAUGAGACGGUUGUACCAAUAUUAUGGAAGUACAGCGAGCAACAAGAAGGAAGAAGGGCCUUGCGUCUUCUUUCAAAAUUGGAAUCUUUGGCAGGAAUGAAGAUUCACUGUGCAGCAAGCCUUGUGGAGUGGAAACCCCUUGUGUGCUUACAAAGAAUCGAACGGUCUUCAUUGUCCGACUACCUGUUCGCUACGUUGACUUUGACAAAAGAAAAUGUCGAAAAUAUUGAACAUCUGGAAUGCUUCUGGGAGUCGUGCUGCCUAGUGCGUCAUUUGCAAUCUCUGUGGGACUCCACCAAAGUUGUGGAGCAGCUUCAAAAAGCUUUGAGGGUUUUGAUUAAGCGACGCACUAUGGAUCUGCUUCAGUUGGCUUGCAUCCAGGAAUGCGUCCGAAGUCUAGUAGUCCUCAAAGUAAGUGUCGACCCUAAGUGUUUGAUGUUGGUGCUACGUAAAUACAAGGAUCCAUUCAUCUUGAGAUCGAUGGAUUUGGCUGUCUACAGUACCACCGAGAAAGACUCUCAUCUUCAAACUGAGCUCUUCAGUGAACUUUGGUGGCUCCUAACCUCUCCUUACGCAAUUGUGCGAUUCCUUGCGCUCCGAAUUUUAUCUCAGUUUGAACCGCCCGAAAAGAAGAUUCCAAAAGGGAAGUUUGCUGCUUGCCGUUAUAUGUUAGCUCUUGAAGGAAUCGCAGUAACCGUGCAAGAGUUCAAGAAUAGGAACAACCUUAUGGAAAAGUUGAGAUUUGAGACAGUCCUUAGGAACGCUGUGGACCCGACACUACAUCGAUUUACUUUGGCUUUUUUAUUCGGCCAACUCCACAUUAGUUUUAGCCAAUUGUGGUCGACUGUUAAAAAACUUAUUGCCACUUAUAUGGAUUACGAGAAAUUCUGGGAGGUUAUGAACCGUCAGUUUGACGAGACUACCAAAGCUAUUCAAACGCAAGAACACUUCAUCGGUCCGCCGAUAUCUAAUGAGAUCAUGGAUACUACCCUUGUGGAUCUUCUCACAGUCAAGGAAACUUAUGAAAAUGUCGAUUAUGAUCUACACCGAGUGCUUCUUUGGAAUGUGGUUGAACAGGUAACCGACGCUGCCAUAGUCAGUGAUGUACCGUACAAAUAUUUUUUGAACCUGUUUGAAGAGGAGUUCCGGCCACGUUCGGAGUUUAUCGCCAGUGAGCGUGUCCUAAAGGAACACUUGCUAAGUGACAACGAGAAUGAUAUGGAUGUCAAAAUGGACGAAGAUGGCGCAAUUAUAAUUGAUGAUAGUGAUGUAGAGGAUGACAAUGUCCGGCCUGAAGGUAACACAAGCAUAAUGAACGAUACUGAUACGAGGAAAUCGACUAACGCGCCGAAAUAUGGUAUAAGGUCUAAAGAAGCUAAAGCAAUUACGCCAGGAAGAAAAUGUGUCGCAAGUUUGAAGGCCGCUUUAACCGCUUUGGCUCAUUCAGAGCUCAAACAAUUAGAGCAAAGCAAACGUGAAGAAUUUGAGGAACGGUUCGGGGAUCUGCUUAUGUAUCCGGAAGCUGCGAUACAAAAACUGGCCUUAGAAUGUCUGUUAGCAUGUGGAGUCAGCGUGUUGCACUGUUGUAAAGAGAAUUUGAUGAAACUUCUCGAUGACAAAGAAUGGAUGAACGUGCUUAACGAAAGUUUUUUGGCUAAUGACACGAGUUCUGUUCAGCGUAAAAAUGAAGCGGGUCGAGAAAAAACUAAGCAAAUGCAACGCUUGCCCGAUAAACAAAGAAAAAAGGUAUUGCCGUACGUAAUGCGUUUACUCUUUGGAAGGAUGCUGACAAAAAAAACGGGACAUCGCUCGAAGUCGCGAGUAGCGUCGAAGCACGCUGCUGUGUUGCGUUUUUUAGCUAGCUCUCGGGAGUCAGAUCUCAUCUAUUUUAUCGAACUAAUUCUACUACCGUUACGAAGGUACAACAUAAGUGUAGAUGACGACGACGGCGUCUCAACGGAACGCCUUCUUGAGAAUGUGUCAUUUGAUCCCGAAAACGCCGUGCCUGUGAGACGCAUCAGACAGGUCCUUAACAAUAUUCGCCAUGUUUUGAACCAUAUGAGUGGUGUCCUGCCGACUUUUCUACCUCUUCUGCUUCGAUCUGUGUUGUUGCUACUCCGCUAUUCGAAUCUUGUUACACAGAGAGCCGGCGACAUCAACCGUCUUUACUCGCAGUCCAUCAAAAGAGCACGUAUGCUCUGCGUAGACAUCGUUUAUCAUUAUUUCACUCAGCUGGAUCGGUUCGCGAUGAAACUGAAUGAUGUGCAUUUAUUCUUUGAGCUUUAUGUUUGGCGUACACUACAGGAGCUCGUGCGCUUUCCAGGUGAUCCAUCGGCUCGCGUAUUCCGAUUGUUUUUAUGCUUUGCGCAGAAGGAAAAUCUUCAGUUCUUACUUGGUCUCAAGAGUCGCGAUGAUCCAACUCGAACAAUAAUGUCAGAUCUGAUGACUAUUCUGGGUACAUCAUCAGCGCAUCCGGAUGUGGUCAAGUCAAUUAGAGACGUCAUCAAAUAUCUUCUAUCGGACGUGGCGCCCGAUGAAACAGUGGCCAGAAUAAUUUAUUCGUUAGAAGAUGUCGAUUUGCAUGAUAACACGGAACCGUCAACUGGGUUCCGUAUCGCGCUGCCAUACACAUUCGUUAUUAUAUCCCGUUCUUUUGAGCAGAUGAAAGAGUAUGAUAGACCCAUGCAUCCAGUUGAUCGGUUUAUCCUUUUCAAGUUGAGCAAGUACAACACCGAUCCGGCAUUAGCUAGCAACAUGCUGGUACUUCUUGCAUCAAUGCUUCAUAAGAAAAGUCGAGCUAAGAAAAACGAGGAUGACACCUUUGAAUACGAAACACUGUGCAUAAUUAAGAACCUCAUAGUGGCAGCCGAUUCGGUUGCAGAUAUCUACUUGUCACUCUGUAGAAUGUGGGCCAUCGUGGAAGGCAGGAAUAGUCGAAACGUCCUCCUGAAUGUGUUCCAGAUGCUCAGUACGAAGAUGUCCGGAAUUGAUGCCAAAGUAUGCGAUAUACUUGGGAAACUUAACUCGUGGGACGCAAGACUAACCGAAGAACCGGCCUAUUUGCAGAGAAUCAAAGGAUUUCGAGAGCUCGUAGCCUUGACUGAGGCCAUGAAAAUACCAGAGGUGCAGACGGCGCUUCCUCUCAUACACAGCUGCAUUUAUACAUCGCUUAGAAGCAGCGACCUUUCACUGAGAGACGCCGCAACGUAUGCGCUUUUUAAGCUUAUUACUUUCUGCCACGAUGUUCUAGGUGAAGGCCAUGAGGUAUUUUUUAAGACUUGCGUCGAACAGGAGAUAUACGGAAGUAUCAAAAAAGGUUUUCGAAGCAACGAGGAGACAACGCGCCAUGAAUGUGUCAAAAUCCUUACACAUAUACUGAACACCUGUGGAAAGCGUGCGCUGUUCAAAGAACUUAAGAGCUUCCAGGACACGGAAAAGGAAAAAGAUUUCUUUGAAUGCAUCGUUCACAUUCAGCUUCAUCGACGCGCACGAGCACUCAUUCGUCUUUCGACCGCUUUAUCUGCAAGGCAUAUAUCUGCCCGAAGUAUUAUGGACGUUUUCCUGCCUUUGACUGAAUCAUUCCUGUUGAAAGAAGAGUACGCCAAACAGAACAUUGCCGAAGCUGCUAUACAGAACUUGGGCUCGCUAGCUAGUAAGCUACCUUGGCGACAAUAUGCGCGUUUGCUUGAAAAGUACAUUUUGCUAUUAUCCAAUAAGGAACUAUGCAGUGUCAGAGCUAACCAGAAAUGUAUUGUAAAGAUAAUUGUAACUUUGCUGGACGCGUUUCACUUCGAUCUCAGUCAGUUGGUGUCGGUGUUUGAAGAAAAUGCAACAACAUCGACAACGAGCUCCCUGCCGCUUCGAGAGCGUUUAGCUCCACCAGACGCACCAAUUUCACUCGACGCUGCGGUGGAUCUAAACAUGACUGAACAAGAAGAGGCCGCCGAAGAAAUCAAGGAAGGCCUACCGACAGUUAACGAAAGUGGGACCUUGCCACCAGACGGAAUGGUAACCGUCGUCGAUGUCAAAGUGGGCAAAGAGAUUCUACAGACUCUCAAGGAUGUGUUGUUAUGCAAAUUGCAGUCAGCCAUCACCAGAAAGGGCUACUACUCGACCGAUGGCGCUGACGACGAUAAUGAAGAAAAUGAUGUCCUUCGAGUUUCGAUUGCAGUGGGAGUCGUUAAGCUACUAAGUAUCCUGCCAAGUAAAACGUUCCUACGAACAAACCUGUCGUCUGUGUUGCUUAAAGUUAUUGUAUUUUUGAAGUCACGUCUUUUGCCUGUAAGGGAGACGGCACGCAGCGCGCUUGUGAAAAUAAUCAAUAUUCUCGGACCCUGCUAUUUGAAAUAUGUGAUCAGGGAGAUGCGUUCAUUGCUCAGCAGAGGUUUUCAACUGCACGUCUUAACGUUUACGGUACAUGCCAUCCUUGAAGCAGUUCGCUCCCAGAUGCAGCCGGGUGAUCUUGACGAAUGUACUGAUGAUAUUCUUGAAAUUUGUCUAGAGGAGCAGUUUGGCGAGGUCGCUGAUGAGAAGGAUAUCACGGGUAUAACGGCUAAAACUGAUGAGGCAAAACGAACGAAAUCGCUAGACAUGUUCCGCAUUGUUGCUGCUGUAGUGUCUGAGGACCAACUACAACGACUGCUUGACGCCGUUGAGGUGAAACUUUUGGCAGGUCAUAGUGCUCGUAUAGUAAGCAAGUGUGAGAAGAUUUUCGAACAGCUGACGUCCGGUCUUGAAACCAAUAAGGGCUUGAGUAAAGUGACAAUAUUUAUUUUUUGCUAUAAGUUACUGAAUGAAAAUACCCAUCGCCUUUUAAUCACCGAUCCAGUCCUUGCCAAGGAGCUUAAGGGUGAAACGGACAGCCAGCGGGGAAUCGAGGAUAUAGACGACACGAAUAGAGAAAGUACACUGCCCUAUGAAAGGCCUGAUGUCUUUCUCGUCCCAAAAGCGCCAGUACGUAGCCAUGUUGGAACGUUGGUGUCGCAUAAGGCAAACGUACAUGUCCUCGUUGAGUCGGCUCUGAAAUUACUUCGUGAUAUUUUGCGUAAGAAUCGCGGGCAAGAAAUGAACAAACAUUUAAACAUGCUAGAUCCGUUCGUGGCUCCUCUAUGUCAACUGCAACGGUCUUCGUAUGUUAAGGUAACGACACUGUCUAUGAUUGUCAUUCAGCAACUCCUUCAUUAUCCGCUACCAGCUUUCCAAGCGCAUCUUCACAUAAUUAUCUCGACGGCCAUGUCCAUCAUACAUAAGUACCUUGGAACAACGCAACAGAGUGGACCCAACUACGAGAUGCUCAUCGCUGCAUUCAAGACUGUUCGUACCAUUUUGAACGAAGUCGAAACUGUGGAGCUGGACGAAGAGCAAUAUAAGAUGCUGCUUACCUAUAUUGAGACGGAUAUUUGUGACGUCGAGCGACAGGGAGUUGCAUUUUCACUUCUGGCCGCUGUCAUUGACAAGGGCGUUAAUCUCCCUGAGUUGCACAGUCUGAUGAGAAAGGUGGCAGAAAUGUCAAUUCAGGAAGAGGUAACAGCUAUACGUAAUCAAGCAAGGACCCUGUAUCAGAAGUAUCUCUUCGACUAUCCGAUCGAGCCGAAACUACGUGAGAAAUGUGUAGCCUUCUACCUUGGUCAACUUGAAUACUCGGUGGAGGAGGGUCGCCAAAGCGCUGCUGAAAUGGUCUAUCAGAUCAUUAAGCUCUAUCCUGAGAACCUCUUGGCGAAAUCUGCUUUGUUCUUCUUUGUGCCAUUAUCAGCGAGUUUGGUAAAUGAUGGUUCGGUAAUUAUGCGGAAGAUGUGUUAUGGCUGCCUGAAGGCGUUCUUAGAAAAGCUUAAUAAUAAUAGCCGAACAUCGCUUUACGCGCUUGCUAAAAAAUGGUUGCAAGACGUUUCAAAGGUACAAAAACAGUUUCUUGGUGCUCAAGUUAUCGGCUGUUUCGCAGAGGUCGAAAAAGAACAAUUUGCCAUUCGAGUUGAUGAUUUAAUGAACAUAUUCGUCAAGCUCGUAAAGGCGAAGGACGAUGCUGAUCAGAUAGACUGCGAAGUCGAGAACAAUGAACGAGAGCAAGAUCGUCUGGUGUACCUCAUUUGGAACAGUACAAUCAAGAUCCUUUCGCAUGUUCGCCUACUUGAGUCAGAAACUCCAGCACAUCGUGCUAUCUGUUCUUCCCUAAUGUCAUCCUGCCAGGCGCAUCUACUUUACCCACAUUCGUGGGUGAGGGUCGCCGCAUCAAGGAUAUUUGGUUUACUAUUCGCCAGGUACGAACCACGGAAACUGGCGCAAACUAUCUGUAAAGAUGAAAAAAGCGGUAGCUCUAAUAAACAGAGAGAGGCAUUUUCCGGUGACUGGUUGCCUUGCGGAGGUCGGUCCCUUAUCGACAAACUAGUCAUAUCCUUCUUAGAACAGUUCCAAAGCAGACAAGUACCAAACGACCUGCUUGAUCAACUCGUCAAGAACUUGCUGUUUGUUGGGAAGGUUCUUCUUUAUCUAAGCCACGGAACAUCCGAGAAGACAGAUAGAAAGCUAGCAAAGGAUGCUAGUGAUAAAAAUCAGAAAAAGGAUGAUGAGAGCACAGGUGAAUUUGAAUAUGGCAGAGAGCAAACGGAAGGUGACAAUAAUCAAUGCGGCCAAAGUGACCAUCGCACCUUUGGCUGGUUUGUUUUCAAGAUCGAGAAAGAGUUGCGGGUUUUAAGAGUGAACAACCGAACACCCAACUAUGAAAAGCGGACGUGUUUAUACAAGCUUCUGGCGGCUCUCUCGCUUGAAUGUCCACGAGAAGUCCUGCAGUGUUACAGCCACAAUUUUCUUCGCCCACUGGUGCGUGAUCUAGAAUCCACCGCAAAAGAUCAAGACUUUUAUCAGCUCGUAAAGGACGCGUCACAUGUAAUUCGUCGUGAAAUGGGUUUUGAACAAUACCAAGAAGGUUAUGCUCGCCAGUUAACCGAGCUGGCUCGUAUUAAGGCGCAUCGUAAACAAAGUAAAGCUGUUGAAAAAGUGCUUAACCCAGAAGUUAAUCUUGAAAGAAAAGAACGACGUAAAAGGCUCGAUAAGACGAACCGGAAACGGAUGCUGGAUGAGCGACGCGGUAAAAUACAAUAUAAAAAGCCGAAGUACGAAGCCGACGAAAUAGCCAGGGUAAAUCGUGAAGCUGAAAACGGUAAAUUCUAGCUUUCACCCUCUGCUAGAAGCUACGUGCAAGACCUGCAGAAUGCCACGAUCGUUUCAGUAGUUGAUAAUUUCGUUGUUUAUUUUGUUAUUGCUGGAGUUCGAAAUUAGUUGGUAGUAAGUGUAUUUUGUAGCAGUAUGUAAAAUUAAUCACUUCUCAUACGACCACCAGUGUACGCUCGUCAUUAGGUAAAUUACAACGUAGUUUAUAAUAUACUACAACAGAUCGAAAUUGUCUAUGUUUAGUUUUCUAAUCGUUAACGUUAUAAUUACAUCUAUCCUAUUUGGUUCCACGUUGCCAAGAUGAGACUUUAUCCAUCGCCAUUUCUUCCUAGAAAAUACUGAAAUAAUUAGCUUCUAGAUAGCAACAAUUUCAGCAAUAGUACUACGUCAUUAAGCUUGUGUCGUGAGUGUAAAACCAUUUUUAGCGCUGAAAAACGUUAUAUGUUAACUGGACAAAUUUCGAAAAAAUCAGGUUAACUAUCUCUUAAGUUUUCAAGAUGUUCCUGACCAUCAUGACCAAGAUGACAAAAUCAUCACGUUUGCAAAUCAACAUGCCAUUUUUCCAUCCGAGAAUGUAUGGGUCCUCUCGUAAAUAAAAGCAGACCUGUUUGUGUGCA